This is a messenger RNA of Colius striatus (speckled mousebird), 2021 nucleotides long. It is a transcript of the gene ZNF692, whose product is annotated as zinc finger protein 692. The transcript has 12 exons. Lineage: Eukaryota; Metazoa; Chordata; Aves; Coliiformes; Coliidae. Gene Ontology annotation, cellular component: kinetochore; chromosome. The coding region runs from base 88 to 1791 and encodes 567 amino acids. Gene Ontology annotation, molecular function: chromatin insulator sequence binding. Gene Ontology annotation, biological process: regulation of transcription by RNA polymerase II. The record is from RefSeq and is a predicted model, not a curated record.
CCCGCGGCCCCCUCAGCGCUGGGAGCGGUUCCUCCUUCGGCUCUUAAAGGGGGCACGGCCGCGCGGGUGGGGCCACCCCGGCAUGAGAUGCAGCGCGGGCCGCCGGACGAGCCCCCUCCCAUGGAAGCCAGAGGGGGGUCUGGUCCCCAAGCCCCCGACCUCAUCCGUCGCCAGAAGCGCCGGGAGCUGGACGCUCGGCGCAGCAAGUGCCGGAUCCGCAUCGGGGGGCACCUGGAGCGCUGGUGCCAGCUCAAGGACCAGCUGGGCUUUGCUCUGCACUCCCAGUUGGCCCAGUUCCUGCUGGACAGGUUCAGCACCCAGGGAUGCGUCUGGAGCUCGGGUGACCCUGAACCCAGCCUCCUCCACACCGAUGCCCUGCAGCGCCUCGUGGUCCUGUCCCACGGCCACGGCCAAGAGUGCGGCUUCGUCCCCGACAUGAAGCCGCCGGCGCCGGGCGGCGAGUCGCAGCUGGUCUGGGAGUGUGUGGCAGGACACAGCUUCUCCUGGGGUGUCCCCAAGGAGCUGGGGGGAUGGAACCCCACCACCCACCACCACACACAAGGACAAAGUGGGGCUUUGGGCUGUAGUUCGCCGGUCACCGGCCGCCGGCGCUCGCUGCGGCGUUUGGGGCUGGUGGCUGAGUCUGGAUCCAGGCUGGAGGGAGCAGCUUUGUCUGGUGGUGAUGGGGACCAGAGGGAAGAAGCAGGAGCUGGUGGUGAUGAUGAUGAUGAUGAUGGCAAUGCAGCUCCCCAAGCGCCGACGGCGACGGAGACGGCGGCAGAAGUCGGUGGGAGCGCUCUCGUCCCGGAGGAGAAAGCAGAGGAAGGGGUUGAGGCCCAAGGAGAAGAGGAAGAGGAGGAAGAAGGCUUUGCUGAGGACUAUGACCUGGCUUACACUGAUGACCUGCGUGAUGAGAACUACCACCCGUGUCUGGACAGCGACUCCGAGCCCCAGCGACGACAAAACCAGACCAAAACCCGCAAGAGAGCCAUCAAGGAGGAGCAGCCCCAAGAUGAGCUGAGCCUGAGCAGCUCCAACCCACCAGAGGAGAAGAGUGGAAGGCUCAGCUGCAAGAGGCGACCACGCGACGAGGACACGGCUCAGAUUGGCCCCAAGAGGAUCAGGAAGGCGGCCAAGCGCGAGAUCCUCCUGUGCGACUUCGAGGGCUGCGGCAAAAUCUUCUCCAACCGCCAGUACCUGAAUCACCACAAAAAGUACCAGCAUGUCCACCAAAAGACCUUCACCUGCUCAGAACCCAGCUGUGGCAAGUCCUUCAACUUCAAGAAGCACCUCAAGGAACAUGAGAAGCUGCACAGUGACAAACGAGACUACAUCUGCGAGUUCUGUGCCCGCUCCUUCCGCACCAGCAGCAACCUCAUCAUCCACAGGCGCAUCCACACCGGCGAGAAGCCCCUCCAGUGUGAGAUUUGCGGCUUCACCUGCCGCCAAAAAGCCUCCCUCAACUGGCACAUGAAGAAACACGACGCCGACUCCUUUUACCAGUUCUCCUGCGACAUCUGUGGCAAGAAAUUCGAGAAGAAGGACAAUGUCACUGCCCACAAAAGCAAAAGUCACCCUGAAAUACCUGGGGGAACCCCCCAAAUCGACGUGGGACAGAGGCAGAUGGUGCCAUCCCCACCUGAUGAUUUCAGGGCGAGGAUGGAGCCCUCAGAGCUGCCUGGAGCAGGGGAGUGUGAGGAGAUGAUGGGGUUUGGGGGUACCCCUGGGAGUGGGGGUGAAGCCAAACCCCGUCCUCCCACCCCAGCUGAAGAUAGGGGUGGGGAUGGGUGAGGGUUUGGGUGAUAAAAGGACUCAUCCCCCCUCAAAUCUGGGCUGAAGGAGGAAGUGGGGGACAACAAAACCCACCCCCCUCAAAGGACACAAAGGAACUGAGGGGGGAAAACCCCCAAUUUCUGUCCUCAAAACCAACCUUCCCUGAGGCACAGGAGCCCACCACAGCUUCCCUCAUCCCACAAUCAUCAGCUGGAUCCUCAUUAAAGACUUAUUUUUGUGUAAAAGAA